Ustilago hordei is the source of this 2967-nucleotide messenger RNA. RefSeq lists its product as uncharacterized. The record is from RefSeq and is a predicted model, not a curated record. The transcript has a single exon. NCBI's taxonomy places the organism in Eukaryota, Fungi, Basidiomycota, Ustilaginomycetes, Ustilaginales, Ustilaginaceae. The coding region runs from base 1 to 2967 and encodes 988 amino acids. Gene Ontology annotation, molecular function: protein binding; DNA binding.
AUGGCCGUUAUACUGCCAGAUGAGGUCAUCUACCACAUUUUUUCAUACCUAGAUCCUCGAUCACUCGGCAUCGCCUUGCAAUGCAGCAACACUUUCUAUCGAAUAGCCACAUCAUCCGCUUUAUGGGAGCAACCCUACUUUCUACGAUGGACCUCUGGAGACCCGAAACGAGAGGAGCAACGAGGCACCAACCAGUGGCGGCGUCAGAAGAAAUUACGGCGGCUCGAAGAGCACGCGCGGCGAGCAGCAACAGAGAAACAACUGCCGCUCGCUUCAGAGACGGAGUCGCCGUUUCGCUACCUGCAGCUUGUCGAUCGGUUAACGACGCAGCCAAGUGAUGGGUCACUUCCAGCUCCUGCCAAGAUAGACUUUUAUCGACUUUUUGUUGAGAGGAUACAAAUCGACCAGGAGGUCAUCGACACGCUCUACCAACAAGUCGAGGCAACCCACGGAAGGAUUCCAGCCAUCACGUCACUGGCUCUGCGCUUUGCUAAUGACACGACGGAUGUGCUGACAGCCAUAGUUGAGGCUCAGUCCAGCUGCCCUUCCUGGAGCCCCAGUGGACUCACUUCUUCAUCAAGGAGCGCUGCUUCGAAUGAAAACUCAGGCAAGGACGCCCUGGCAUAUGAUUCGACAGGGUACCGUCUGAAAGCAUAUCACGCGCAUCUUCCCACGACCCUUCGCUCCGACACUCACCAUCUGGUCAUUCUUCACCAUGCCAGGGAAAUGCUCGAGCAUCAACAGCGACGAGAAGCUAUGCAGAUCAUGAAAAAGCUCUCCGUUGAUGCAGCAGAAGACAACCAACCAGGAUCGUUAGACCACUUCGAACCAUCAGCCACGGAGAAAGCAGUAUCGAUGCUCACGAUGUUCCGUGGAGGUGAAGCAAAAUAUGUCGAAGCACAAAUCGAUCUUCUCGCAGCAGCUUGCGACCUCUACCUCCAGCAGCGCCUCCCCAUACUAGCGGAACAAGAGACUCAAAGGGCUAGCACCCUUGACAAGGCCAAAGAGAUGACGACGGCAAUCUGCGACUUCCUUGCCGACCACGGCUUCCGUGGUGCACAAGGCGACCUUUUCUCAGACCUCGACAACCAUUUCCUCCAUCGCUGCUUCACCACCAAUCGCGAGACCUUACCUCUCAGUCUAACACUGAUCUUCUGCGGCGUUGCUAAUCGUCUUGGUCUCCAAGCAUCGCUGUGCAACUUCCCGAUGCGGAUCCUUGCUUUCGUUUGUGCCAAUCCUACGGGUCCUUGGCCCGGGCCAGAAGAUUCUCUGACAUCAGCACCGCACGGACUGUUCUGGCUGGACGUAUGCGAGUACACUACCGUCGCAUACGAUGCUCACGAACCAACUCCAACAGACCCCUUCGCAAGACGCCCAUCUUGGCUGCAACAGCGACCACCCAUCUUGGACAGAGCUGACCUGACAGAGUGGAUCGGUCGAAUGGGGAUUCCUCCCACAGACGAUUUCUGGUGUCCAGCGGCACCGAGUAGUAUGGUUCAACGAGCAGCAAGGAAUAUCUUGAGCAGUGUGCAACGGGCUCAGAUCUUGCCAAGAACUAUGCAGCUUGGAGGGCAGGCAAGAAGUGCAAUCCGCAAUAUGGAGCUCAAUCGUCGAUCUUCUCGUUUGGAACAGCAAUGGUCUCAGCUUGUACGAGUUGAUCAUUCCUUCCUCAGCUCUUUGCAUGGGCGGACGGAUGCGGCCGAACAUGAGGCUAUGACCUCUCGAGUAGCAGCAGCACUCGAAUCAGAGGCAGAUAUCGCUGAAGACGAGACAGUAUGGAACAUUGUUCGAAGCUGGAGAUCCGAGUCAAUGCGCAGCCUUACUUCAGCUCCUGAUUCCUGGAUCAAACUAGCAAACACACCAUCGGAGCUGUUUAGGGAAUGGAUGCAGCACCGAGCAGCAGACAACGAUUGGACUCGGGUACGCGAUCACCUGCAUCGCAGAGCGGAUCAUUGGUCAGAACACGAACAGCAGGCAGCAAAGUAUGCGGCUGUGAAUGCGUUUUUGAGGCUGAGUACGCAGGUGAAUGCGAGAGAGGUGGAUUGGAUUGCUGGAUUUCUGCAGAGUUAUUUCAUGUUGGAUGUUGAGGUGAUUGAGACGGAUUUCCUCGGUGCUUCACAAGCAGAUUCGACGAACAGCAUGGACGAGGAUGGCGCGGAUAGCGAGGGGAGUGAGAGUAGCGUCGAAGGAGGGUUUUCCAUCAGAGAAGCUAGAGAAGGAACUCCGAGAGAGGGGUUGGUGACGAAUCCAAGCGCAAGAAUCGUGCUUGCUAGGAUGCUGCAAGCUGUAAGAGCGAAGGAUAGCGAAGUGCCUAGAGUGAACCGACGAUCUGGACCUGAGUCUAGGCGGCAGCGACAAUGCCGAGCCUCAGUCACUUCACCCACAGAGCAGCAAGAAGAUGAUACAGGCGAAGAGGAAGAUCUGAUAAGUUAUCGAGUUGGAACGAUCUUUCGCCACCGCACGUAUCAUUACGCGGGAGCAAUUCUUGGGUGGGACCCCUACUGUGCAGCCCCAGAAGAUUGGAUUGUCAAUAUGGGUGUUGAUCGUCUCCCCGCUUCAUCUGGUGCUAGGAGAGGAGGUCGACAUCAACCAUUCUAUCAUUCGCAAGUAGCUGAUGGUACACGACGCUACGUUGCUGAAGUUAAUGUAGAGCCUGUUAGUGGUCCGAUCUGGAUAUAUGGUACUCCCUCCACCACCACUUCAGGAGAUAAAGGGGAGGUGCCAGAAGAAAGCCGGGCGUUGGGUGCAUCUUUGCAUGCAAUGUUACAAUUGCGAGGAUUGGGAGAGUAUUUCAGAUGCUUUGAUCAGGAGAGGGGAAGGUUGAGGAGGAACAGAGAUGCGAGGGUGAUGUUUCCUGAUGAUUGGUCUGACGAUGACUUCGACGAUGAAGAUGAGGAGAAGGCGGAAGAGAGGGAAGUAGAGGGAGAGAUGGAGUUAGAGAGAUUGAGCGAGGAUGGAAGUUGGUAG